CUCGCGUUGUUUCCUGACGGAGCGAAAUCGUGCACGAACGUACGUUCUUCGCGUCUACUUCCUGUUUUGUUUCGUCUCUCCUUUCGCUACCUUGUUGUGGCUCGGUUCGGGUCGAAAUGGAACAAUUAUUCGGGCAGGCGGACAAAUACGACCGGCUCACGAGCACACGCCAUUUUAUCUCCCAUCGGUGGAGUUUCUAAGCAGUACCGUCGUCGCUGACGCUCUCCCGGAGGGGCUUCCCAAGCCCCACACGUCCGCGGGGCGACAUGGCACUCAGCUCGGGCGGCUGGGCUCCGCAGGUCUCGUUGCUCGGUGCUUCCCAGUCCGGAGCUUGCGACGCCGGGCUCGCUCGGUCGUCGGCUUGCUGCAGCACCGUCUUGAUGUCCGUCCGCGUGUCAGUGUCCCACUCCGGUGCUCGCCCCUUGUGCCUGCCCGGAGCCGACAGCGAGGCUCUGCGCCUCCAGCUCAGCAUGGAUCCCAGCCGGGCCGGAGAGUUUCGACUGGCCCUGCGGGAUACAAGCGGGAACCACAAUGUGUUGGUGGAGUUCGACCUACGCUCGGUGCACUACGAGGUGAAGUCGGCGCGCUGCCACGAGAUGCGUCUGACGACGCCGCCUCACGACUUUAUCCGCUUCUCCUUCCGCUGUGACCGCGAGGCUGAGGAGUGGGCCACUGUGGUCAUGUCGUCACUGCGAGAGGCCCAGCGGGUUGCAAACAUGGCCAACUACGAGGCAAGCGGCAAGCAAACAGAGGCCGUUGCCGCCGCCACUGAACCGUCGCUGCCGCUCGCCGAGGAGCUUUGCGUGGAGCUCGUCAAGGCGGUGGAGGCCGGCGACUCUCAAGCCGCCGCUCAGCACGCAUCUGCACUUGCCCGGCAGAAAGCGGCUCUGAGCAUCCAGCUGGCAGAGAAGAACUACGCCAGCGGGGAGAUCAGCCUGUCUGUGGUGGUGGAGGACGUCUCUUCUUCCUGUUGCUUCACAGUCAAAGUCUUCCCUUACAUGACGGUGGCUGCGCUCAAACAACAGGUGUUUGUGGAGUACGGCUUCCACCCACGCGUGCAGCGCUGGGUGAUGGGUCAGUGCCUGUGCACGGACCCCCGCUCACUGGCAUCCUACGGCGUACAGCGCGACGGCGACACGGCGUACCUCUACUUGAUCUCGGCCCGCCAGGCCCGAAUCACGCGACAGCUGUUCCAGCAGGAUCUGGAGGGCGCCCUGUCCGCCCUGGCCCUUCCGCCCGGCAACGGCCCCGCGUGCCAAGACCCCCGGGGCUACAGCACACUGCCGCCGCGGUUACCCCACACCAGCCAGGGCGGUGGCGAUAAACCAGCUGACCUACAAGUUGUACUUGACAUGGAGAAUCUGCAUUUGAGCAACAAACCUACUAGAACACAGACGGAGUGGGCGUGUCCUUCAUGCACUUUCAUCAAUAAGCCUUCCCGUCCAGGCUGCGAGAUCUGCGCUACAGCCAAACCUGACGCACACGUCACCACCGCCCUCCAGCAGGCAGCGCACGGCGAGCUGGCCUCGAGCAGCAGCUGACCGCCCGUCGCCGCCGUCUCCUCUCACACACGCGCAUACACAAUGCUAUGCCAUUGUUGCCACAAAAACACACACACACACACACACACACACACACACACACACAGUGAUUGUCAAGUGCACUGAGAGUCCUCGCAGCUGAUUGGCUGUUUGAGACGUUUGAAGCACUGUAGCAUAACGCCGGAGAAGAGAGUUCGGCCAUUUUCUACGGACAAGACACUGAGUUUAGCCACACCUCAUUUCCUUUUUUUAAAUUUCAUUUUUUUGGGGGGAAAAAAAAGAGGCCCUUAUUUAUUGGAGGGGAGGUGGUGACGGAAGAUGCGGAGAAGGUUGGGAUUUCUGUCAGGGCAAAACUGUGAAGUUGGUUGUUGGAGAUGAGAGAGGAUGUUUACAGGGUGGUUACAAGUGCUUUUACUCUUUACAAAUCUAUUUUAAUGGACGUGUAUUUUUUUUCCUUUUAAAUGAUUCAUGAUUGAUGUAUAUUUUAGGAGCUGAUUUGAUUUUAUUAGAUUCCCUCUUUUGAGUUGUGACAGCGAUGGAAUGGUCUUAUCAGUACACAUUACUGUGUUGAAAAAAAGGACUAGUUGAAUAAACAAGUAACAUACCACCAUGGUUGUCUUACUGAGAAAACUGAACAAAAAAACCCA
Hippocampus comes (tiger tail seahorse) is the source of this 2188-nucleotide messenger RNA. Its product is annotated as ranBP-type and C3HC4-type zinc finger-containing protein 1. Gene Ontology annotation, molecular function: ubiquitin binding; ubiquitin-protein transferase activity. Gene Ontology annotation, biological process: protein linear polyubiquitination; positive regulation of canonical NF-kappaB signal transduction; proteasome-mediated ubiquitin-dependent protein catabolic process. NCBI's taxonomy places the organism in Eukaryota, Metazoa, Chordata, Actinopteri, Syngnathiformes, Syngnathidae. The coding region runs from base 267 to 1541 and encodes 424 amino acids. The record is from RefSeq and is a predicted model, not a curated record. Gene Ontology annotation, cellular component: LUBAC complex. The transcript is spliced from 9 exons.